AUGCCGGAGAACCAUCUUCAUCUUUCUGAUGAGCCGCAUGUUGAGGUUGGAAAGAUAGGGAGAAAGGAGAAAAAGAGAAGCUUCUGGAAGUGGCCAGUUCUUCGUCGCAAAACUGGAAAAUACGACCUUGUCCAGGCUGCGAAGAAAUACCAGUAUGAGGCUGAGGUAUAUCAGAAAGUUUCUUGUCAGCCCAUUGAAACACCUGUUGGGCCUGAAGAGGUUCCAGAAGUAAGAAAUGUAAAAAAAGGCUUCUGGAAGUGGCCAGUCUUCCGUCGCAAAACUGGAAAAUUCAACCUGGUCCAGGCCACGAAGAACUACCAUGAAGCCAUGUUAGAGCAAAAAGUUUCUUGUCGGCCCAUUGAAACACCCGUUGGGCCUGAUGAGGUUGCUAAAGCGAGAAAGGAGAAAAAGGGCUUCUGGAAGUGGCCAGACUUCCUUUACAAAACUAGAACAUACGACCUUGUCCAGGCCACGAAAGACUACCAUGAAGCCAUGUUAAAUCAAAAAGUUUCUAGUCAGCCCAUUGAAACACCCAUUGGGCCUGAUGAGGUUCCUGAAGCGAGUAAAGAAGAAAAGGACGUCUGGAAGUCUAGUAGAGCUUCUGCUUCAGAAGACCAUGUCCCUGCUGCUGAGCAGCUAGAGGAGGACGACACAGAAAAUGACACCAUUUUAAGGCAUUAUGAAAUGGGUGACAAGCUGGGCAAAGGUGGAUUCGGCUCUGUCUACAAAGCCACACGCCGCAGGGAUGGACUUGAGGUUGCUGUGAAAUGUACUGUCAAGUCACCGAAGAUGAAGGAAAUGACAGUGCCUGGUUAUGACAAACCCCUCCCUACAGAAAUUGCCCUGACAAUCAUGGCCAACAAUGGUCCCUACGUCCCCGAGAUAAUCCAACUCCUAGACUGGGAGGACAAUGAUGGCCACUACAUUAUAAUCAUGGAGCGACCCAUACCUUGUAUGGACUUGCUUGGCUUCUUACGCCACAAGGAUGGACCUCUUGAUGAGAAGACGGGACGCCAUAUAAUGCGGCAGGCCAUUUAUGCUGUGAGCGUUUGCUUUGAUCGCGGUGUCUUCCAUCGGGACAUAAAGCUUGAAAACCUCCUAGUUAAUCCUGACACUUUGGAGGUAAAGCUAAUAGACUUCGGCUGUGGUGCGAUCGUAAAGAAAUCAGGCUACAAAGUCUUCUGUGGAACAAGAACAUAUUUCCCUCCGGAGUACGAAUUGCAUGGCAGGUACCAUGCACAGCCGGCGACUGUUUGGUCUCUAGGGAUCGUCCUGUUCGCAAUGAUGUGUGGGGCUUUACCCACUGUCUCCGACCACUCCUUGAUCAGGGACUAUCUUUGGUCUAGCCCUGGCCUGUCAAUAGAAUGCUGCCAGAUGAUCUGCGGUUGUCUACAGCCAAACCCAGAUGAGAGACUCGCUCUGCAGGAGAUGCAUCUCCAUAACUGGUUUAAGGUCAUGGAGUAAGACAGGAAAAACAACUCAGCAACCCUAGCACAUCUGAGGACUGCUGCAUUGGAUUGCUCUUUGUAUUAUAUUGUUGCCUUGUCAUCUUCUUUAAUAGUGCAGGGCAACUUACAUAUGAUUACCUU
Molecule: messenger RNA, 1589 nt
Organism: Danio rerio (zebrafish)
Lineage: Eukaryota; Metazoa; Chordata; Actinopteri; Cypriniformes; Danionidae
Source: RefSeq, a predicted model, not a curated record